Anguilla rostrata (American eel) is the source of this 3094-nucleotide messenger RNA. It is a transcript of the gene scarb2c, whose product is annotated as scavenger receptor class B, member 2c. NCBI's taxonomy places the organism in Eukaryota, Metazoa, Chordata, Actinopteri, Anguilliformes, Anguillidae. Gene Ontology annotation, biological process: protein targeting to lysosome; receptor-mediated endocytosis. The record is from RefSeq and is a predicted model, not a curated record. Gene Ontology annotation, molecular function: scavenger receptor activity. The transcript is spliced from 12 exons. Gene Ontology annotation, cellular component: cytoplasm; lysosome; plasma membrane. Bases 134 to 1588 code for a protein of 484 amino acids.
GUUAACGAUGACACCAUUCGCUUGAAGGAAACCGAAAGGCUGCAGAUUCGGUAAACCAGUAUCCCCAUUCCAGUUCAUUUAGGAUAAUUUAACGUCAUUGUGCCAAGCUUUGUGUCGGAUAUUUUAAAGCAAAAUGUUAAAAUCAGGUUGUACAUACGGCACUGGAGUGCUCUCAAUAGUAAUUUUGAUUAUAGGCGUUGCCUUGGUGUUGUCGCAAGUGUUUCAAAACGCACUAUACUCGAGGGUAAAGGAGGAAAUUGUGUUGAAGAAUGGCACUGAUGCAUUUGUGGCCUGGAAGAAUCCACCUCCUCCAGUGUAUAUGCAGUUCUACUUCUUCAAUGUUACCAAUCCUACCGAGGUGAUGAAUGGAGAACGUCCAGCGGUGUUUGAGAUUGGCCCUUACACCUACAGAGAAUUCCGCCCAAUGGAGCAAGUGAGCUUUUCGGAGAACGGAACCAGAGUUUCGGCUGUCAAUCCCAAGACUUACGUGUUUGAGCCCAGCAUGUCCGUAGGACCUGAGAGCGACCUCAUCAGAACUGUGAACAUUCCUGCAGUGACUGCAAUGGAAAUGUUUAAGCACAGCCGUGGAAUGAGCAUUGUCAUCUCUGCACUCUUGAAGUCUACAAAUGAAGCUCUCUUCAUGACGCACACUGUUGGAGAACUUCUAUGGGGCUAUGAAGAUCCCUUCCUAAAAGCUAUCCAUGUGAUACAUCCUGAAAUCGAUGUUAAUUUUGGUCUCUUCUAUAAGAUGAAUGCCACAGAUGAUGGAGAGUAUGUGUUCCUCACAGGAGAGCAGAACUACAAAGACUUCGCCAGAGUGGUUGAAUGGAGGGGUGAAAGUUCUCUGAAGUGGUGGAGCACAGACGAAUGCAACAUGAUCAAUGGAACUAAUGCAGCCUCUUUCCACCCAAUCAUCACUAGAUCACUUUUGACAUUGUUUUUUUGCGCAUUCCUCUGCUUCGGACACAGGUCCAUUUACGCCCAGUAUGAGAAGGAUGUCAGCGUGUUGGGUAUCCCGGCCUACAGGUUUGUGCCGCCCAGUGAGGUGUUUGCCAACCUCACGCUGAACCCAGCUAACGCUGGCUUCUGUGUACCAGCCGGGAACUGCCUGGCAUCAGGUCUGCUCAACGUUAGUGUCUGCAAACAAGGUGCUCCAAUUAUAAUGUCCUCUCCACAUUUCUACCAGGCAGAUGAGAAGUUUGUUAAUGAUGUUUUUGGAAUGAAACCAAAGAAAGAGUACCAUGAAACGGUCCUUGAUAUCAACCCACUCACUGGGAUUCUUCUGAGGGCUGCGAAACGUCUGCAAGUGAACGUCUACAUCGAGAAAAUUCCAGUUUUCAGCCAAACCGGUAAUGUCCAGACACUGGUAUUUCCUGUGAUGUACCUCAAUGAGAGCGUGACUAUUGAUGAGGAGUCGGCCAAGAAGGUGAGGGCGGUGGUCACCAAGGGCGACGUGGUCGUCAACAUACCCUUCAUCCUGAUUGGCCUGGGCAUCCUGAUAGGCAUAGUCUUCACAGUGCUAAUGUGCUGUCAGCGAGGCCCUGAGUCCACUGCAUCAGAACGUCAGCCCCUCCUAAGCUCAUCCUAACGGCGUCAGGGAGGAGAAGCUGGGAGACCGAGGUCACUGUGGUCUCCCCAUUGAAGGUGCCAGGUGGAGAAAGCACUGCUCCAGCAACCAUUGCCUCACUCAACUAAUAGUGUUUCUUGCAUGUUACUGACAUUUCCCGAGGAUUAGAAGGGCCAAUGUACUGGGCAAUCUCCACGAGCUGAUGUGCUCCAAAGAAUGUUUCUAAUACAGUGUGUCAUUUUAUUCUUUUAACCACACACAUGGUAGGUCCACAUGGUGGUGAUAACUAAGAGACUUUCAUCAGUGUUUUAUAUCCUUUUACCAUUUUUACCAUUUUUUGCAGCUUUUUGUUAUACCUGGGUCCCAGAGAUUUACAUUUUCUAAAUGACUAGUAUUGGAGGAUUCUUUCCCAGAAUGGAGAUGUUGAGUGCUUGGAACUUAGCCUGACAGCUAUCGGUUCACCAGACAAUCCUAGUGGAUUUAUGUCUAUGAGUUAUGAUGCCAUCUUGGAGAUGGAAGUUUUAAGCGAACACUGUCAGUGUGGUCCUGCAGAAAGUGGCUUACAAACUUUGAACAUACCACAGUGUAGUAAUCAUUCUGAACAGGAGGUAAAUCAUGCAUUAGAAGCAAAGAUUUUGAAAGAUAAUAUAUUGUGUCAUUAAUUUGACAUUUCAGAUAGUUUGGCUCUUGUUCUUUUUUUACUCAUUGAUAGCAGGCAAGUUGAAGGUUUGAAUCCUUUUUUUAAGGUUUGAAUGCUUCAAGAGUUCCUGUUAAUGAAAGUGAUGCUUGUUGUACAUCAUUUGUUUGCACUUUAAGGGUAUUAUAACCACUUUGACAGGGAUUUUAAUGACUUUGAAAUUACUUUUUUCAUUUGAGAAAGCAGAUUUUUAAUAGUAGGGUUUACUGUUUUCCCUUAGGAAAUAACCUGUUCAGAUGAAUGCCUGUCUUUGCUGAAUAUAGAAUGAACAGGUAAAUGUAUUCGGAAUUCCAAUAAAGAAGUGGAAUUAGGGAUGUUUAUAAGAACAUUGAUCGAUUAAUUUUAUUGAUUAAAUGGUAAAAUUUCAAACCGUUCCAAUGAAUAGCCUAACGUUUGCGAUUAGAUUUUACAUUAGGAGACGUUUCUCCGUCUUUAGACACAAGUCCCCUCGACUGGAGGAAAGUUGCCGAGUCAUGGUUCCCUCAACUGGCAGCAUUCGCAAAACGUAAUUUGCCCAUUCUUAGAACUCCGUUGCCAUCUGAGCACGUGUUUUCAGCUGCCGAUCUCACCUUCAGCAGACUGCACACCAGACUGACCCCAGAGCGCUCAUGCUCAUAUUCCUGUAAGAAAAUGCUUAGGUAUUAAGUUAGCGAAUGGUGUUACGGCUGCAUGUUACAGACAGGAAUAUAGCCUAUCAGCGAUCUUUUACUUACCUUUUUAUUUUCUGCACAUCAAGAGGCCAACUUUACAAAGUGGGGAACUUGCUACCAUUUUGUAUAGCCUACCACUUUCACUACAGAAUACACUAUUCAAUAGAUCCAUGUGUUUUU